AUGGACGAUUUGGAGGACGACACCACCGUUUUUUCAACACUUAAGUCUUUUAAGAACUUCAUAACUCGCCCAGACCGGUCUCUGUCGGAAGCGGGGCCUGCAUACGGCAGAAGUGAUCUACAGAAGCUCUACACUCAAAGACUAGAGAUGGAGGAGGCUGCAGAGAGGAUCCAUUCUCACACGAACCUCCUGCAGCUGACUCAGGAGAAACAGCAGAUGGAGCUGAGCCACAAACGCGCUCGGAUUGAGCUGGAAAAAGCCGCCCACCUCAGCUCCAGAGACUUACAGAGGGAGGUGGACCGGAACCAGGAUCUGCUGACGAGAAUCCGGCGUUUGGAGGACAGGGAGGCAGACGCAGGACAAGCACUCAGUGAACAGGUUGAAAACAACAAGGCCUUGAAACACAGCAUAGAGGAACUCCACAAGAAAGUCGAUGAGAAGGAUAGCAAACUCACUGAGGCCAACCAGACCAUUAGUGCUUUGAGAGAUGAAUUGAGGGGGCUGAAUCAGCAGCUUCAAACCCAGGAAUCCAAACUCUCCACACAGACCUUAGAGAACCAGGCCCUGCAGGAGCAGUCGGAGCUACAGCGCAGAAAGUACCAGGAGCUCAGUCAGAGGUACCAGAGUCUCCAGACGUCUCAGUUUUCCAGCACAGAGAGUGAACUGAAGAUCAAGGAGUUGGAAAGGCGUUUGGCUUUGCAGGAACAAGACUCAGUCAUUGUGAAGAAUAUGAAGACUGAAGUGGCUAGACUGCCAGAUUUGGAAAGAGAGGUCAAACGACUCAGGGAAGAAAAUGCCUACCUCAGAGAGACAAAAGAGAACAGCAGUUUACUGAAGGAAGAAACAGAGGGACUGAGGAAGAAGCUGAAAAGGAUGGAGAAAGUGAAGGAGGACAUGGUUAAUCUGGAGUUAGAAAAGGAGAAGCUUGAAUUGAAGCUGAAGGCCUGGGAGGACAUUGGCCAAACCACUGGACUCAACAUCAGGAAACCAGAGGAUUUGUCCAGAGAAGUCAUUCAAAUUCAGCAGCGAGAGAUCAAUCUGAAACAACAGAAUUAUACCCUUACCACAAGCUUGCGUACUCUGGAGAAGGCCCGGGCGGAGCUCCAGACGGAGGUGGUGCAGCAACGCUCCAAAGCUCUGGAGGAGCAGAAGAAGAGGGAGAACCAGGAUGCUCUGGUCAAGCGCCUCCAGAAGAGAGUCCUGCUGCUCACAAAGGAACGGGACGGCAUGCGAGCAAUACUGGAAUCAUAUGACCGUGAACUGGCCUCCACUGAGUACUCUCCUCAGCUCACUCGCCGUGUCCGAGAGGCAGAGGAAAUGCUUCAGAAGGUGCAGGCCCACAACACAGAAAUGGAGGCUCAGCUGUCAAAAGCCCAGGAGGAAGCUGGCACAUUCAAACUCCAGGCUCAGAGGGCGGAGUUAGAACUCGAUGUCCUGAAGAAGCAGCAGGCCUCGGUUGUCGAGAGCAACCCCAUAGCAACGACUGAGGAGAUCAACUCCCUCAGGCAGAAGAUAGAGGAAUUGGAGUCUGAGCGUCAACGCCUGGAGGAACAGAACAACAUUCUGGAGAUGAGACUGGAAAGGCAUAACCUACAGGGUGACUAUGAUCCUGUCAAAACUAAAGUGAUCCAUUUUCGGCUCAACCCGACCAGCGUUGCCAAGCAGCAGCGUGCCGAGGAGGUGGAGCAGCUGAGGGAGGAGUGUCAGCGUCUGAGGGACCGCCUCCGGACGCUACAGGCCGAGGGAACCAUGGCAACGGAUGAUGCCUCUUUCAGCAUUCCACCCUCACAAGAAGUACUAGAUUUGCGAAAGCAGAUGGAGAGUGCUGAACUGAAGAACCAACGUCUCAAAGAAGUGUUCCAAAAGAAGAUCCAGGAAUUCCGCACUGCCUGUUAUGUUCUCACGGGAUACCAGAUUGAUAUCACCAUGGAAAACCAGUAUCGGCUAACCUCUGUCUACGCUGAACGUAUGGAGGACUGUCUACUCUUUAAGGCCAAUGGUCCUGUGGGAAGUGGGAGCAUGCAGUUAUUGGAGACAGAUUUUUCCCGCACUCUGACCGAGAUGGUCGACCUGCAUCUGUUCCACCAGAAGAGCAUCCCAGCCUUCCUGAGUGCCGUGACCCUUGACCUGUUCAGUCGGCAGACCAUCAUUUAGAUUUCUCUGACCUCACCCUUACACCCCCUCAAGUGAAAUGUAGACAGACACAAAAAUGGCAUACAAACAGAAAACCGCAUAUAUACGUGUUUUGUAACUGCACUCGCACACACCACUCACACACACCA
This is a messenger RNA of Chanos chanos (milkfish), 2282 nucleotides long. RefSeq names its product mitotic arrest deficient 1 like 1 (gene mad1l1). Gene Ontology annotation, cellular component: kinetochore; nuclear envelope; mitotic spindle. Lineage: Eukaryota; Metazoa; Chordata; Actinopteri; Gonorynchiformes; Chanidae. The record is from RefSeq and is a predicted model, not a curated record. The coding region runs from base 1 to 2154 and encodes 717 amino acids. The transcript is spliced from 17 exons. Gene Ontology annotation, biological process: attachment of mitotic spindle microtubules to kinetochore; mitotic spindle assembly checkpoint signaling.